Nymphaea colorata (pocket water lily) is the source of this 1455-nucleotide messenger RNA. RefSeq lists its product as uncharacterized. Gene Ontology annotation, biological process: biosynthetic process. Bases 244 to 1128 code for a protein of 294 amino acids. Lineage: Eukaryota; Viridiplantae; Streptophyta; Magnoliopsida; Nymphaeales; Nymphaeaceae. Gene Ontology annotation, molecular function: isomerase activity. The record is from RefSeq and is a predicted model, not a curated record. Gene Ontology annotation, cellular component: cytoplasm. The transcript has 5 exons.
UUCGCUGUCCUGUUCGUUUCAGACAUCGGUUUUAGUAACAUCGGUUACGAAUUGUGAAGUCAUUUAGCAUGAAAGAGUGAUGAAUCUGACGAUGAAUCUGAAGGUUACUCCAGGAACCAUUUACCAUAAAAGAACCAAUUCAGGGAGAAGGGGAAAAAAUGAAGACACCCACUUACGCAGUUCUUAAAAUGAUAUAUAGCAGAGGCUAGCCAAAGGCCAAGGUUGUCCGUCACUUCUCAGGCCAUGGCCGGAAAAGGGCGAGUAGAAUACGCAGUGGUAGAUGCAUUCACGGAGUCCCCUUUUGGUGGAAACCCUGCGGCUGUGGUGCUCUGGUUGGGUGGCGCCGACGCGGACGCAUGGAUGCAAUCGGUGGCUAAGGAGUUCAAUUUAUCGGAGACCGCCUUCGUGUCGCCUGAGGAUGCGCCGUCGUCGUCGGGAGAGCCUGGCCGGAGGUUCCGCCUCAGAUGGUUCACGCCGGUGGCCGAGGUAGAUUUGUGUGGCCAUGCAACGCUAGCAUCUGCCCAUUUUCUUUUCUCGUCUGGGUUGGUCAGUGGAGACAAAAUCGAGUUCCUUACGAGGUCUGGACUUCUAACCGCAAACAAGGUUGGACUUGGAAGGACGAAUGACUUGAUGGAGGGGAAGUUUGCAGUGCAGCUGGACUUUCCUAUGGCAGCUCUUGAAGAUUGCGAUCCCUCUGAUUUCUCCUCGAUUACAGCAGCACUUAAUGGAGCUACAGUUACUAACAUAAAGAAGGCUUCCACUGACGAUUUACUGAUUGAGGUUGCUUCAGAAAAUAUGUUGCAAAAUCUGCAGCCACAGCUUAAUGUGCUGAAGAAUUUCCCUGGAAGAGGAAUCAUUGUAACAGCAGCUGCUUCCCCCAGCUCCGAUGUUGAUUUCAUCAGUCGUUUCUUCUGCCCCAGAUUGGGUAUUGAUGAGGAUCCUGUUACUGGGAGCGCACACUGCGCUCUGGCGCCGUAUUGGAGCAAGAAGCUGGGUAAGCACGAUUUUACAGCUUAUCAGGCAUCCCCAAGAGGUGGGAAGCUAAUCCUUCAAUUGAAGGAAGACCUUGGUCGUGUAUUGAUUCAAGGUGAAGCCAUUUCCAUCAUGGCAGGAUCCAUUCGAGUUUGAUAAUUUAUAUUCAAGGCUAUAUUGGGAAAAGCCAAGACUAGGAAACUAGAAGACGUUUGUUGAGCUCAAUUGUUUCCUUUUUCGGGUCAAUGCUCUUUGUAAGGGCGCAGCCAUCUUAGGCAGUAAGCAGCAGGUAGCAGCACGGUUAAUGCUAAUGCAGGUGAGGUUGACAUGAAAGGAAAUAGAUGGAAUUAUUGAAUGAUAUAAGGCAGAGGCAUGGCUUCAAUUUGGUGUUCUGAUUAGAGGAGAUGUUUCCUCCACAACACACGAUUACUGUUUUCAAAGACUUGAAGCAUUAGUCAUUUUAAUGAAUUACCGUUUCCUUCA